AUGGCGACCGAGAUAGAAGUGGACAGUGAGGAGAUGCAACCGGAAACUGCUUACUCUAACCUCAAGACACUGACCACCGGUGCAUUCGGCAAAAUUCUCUUGAUGAGAGCGAAGACUGGCAAUGUUCAGUACGCCGCCAAAGUGAUGAAUGUGGACCCGGGCAGUGUUCUGCAAAAGGCGGCUCGGAAUGAAAUGAACGCACUUUUCCGGUUGCAACACGAAAAUAUCAUAUUCGUCAAAGAAAUGUUUGUUUGCAGAAGUGGUAACGCUGUCUGGAUUGUGAUGGAGCUAGCAGAUUGGGGAAACUUAGAAGAUCACAUGAGAACAUCGGGCCCGCUCUCUGACGAAAGAUUGACGAGUUACGUUUCUCAGCUAUCACGGUGCAUGGAGUUUGUUCACUCAAACCAAUACUCUCAUGGGGACGUCACACCCAGGAACCUCCUUCUUUUCUCCUCCGGUCUGUUGAAGUUAACAGAUUUUGGUCAGUCGUUACAUUGUCCGAGAGACGAACAGCCUGUCUCUGUGGCGGAGAUAAUCGGGGAUCCUAGGUAUCUAGCCCCUGAGAUACUCCGGGGCUCCAAGUAUUACCCACAAGCAGCAGACGUGUGGAGCACGGGAUGCUGUGUCUACUUCAUGUUCACCUGCAAGCACUUAUAUCAGGGAAAUGAAAAUGACAUCAAGCGAUGUCAAAUGAAGGGCCAGGUUUUCUACCCAGGAGAGAGGUUUUAUCAAAACAAGUACGCUAAAAUGAGAGAAAUUGUAUCACGACUAACACGGUAUGACCCAGUAUCUCGGCCCGCCUUUGGUCAAUGGUCUGUCAGCGGUCUUGCCAGUUAUGUGGAGGAAAUUCUUUGCACAAGCAGCCGUAUGUGUUUUGAUGAAAGUGCUUAA
Liolophura sinensis is the source of this 891-nucleotide messenger RNA. RefSeq lists its product as uncharacterized. The transcript has a single exon. NCBI's taxonomy places the organism in Eukaryota, Metazoa, Mollusca, Polyplacophora, Chitonida, Chitonidae. Gene Ontology annotation, cellular component: cytoplasm. Gene Ontology annotation, molecular function: ATP binding; protein serine/threonine kinase activity. The record is from RefSeq and is a predicted model, not a curated record. Gene Ontology annotation, biological process: protein phosphorylation. Bases 1 to 891 code for a protein of 296 amino acids.